AUGCUCAGCGUUCGAGAAGACGUGUCCUCUAGUUCUAAUCUGGAGGGGCUUGUUCGUGGUCUAUGCAUCGUGCUGUCAAUUGGCCUCCUUUCAUUCACUGACUCACAUGUGUACCGAUUUGAUCUCAAGGUUUGGAACAAAGAGAUGGAAGAGAUUGCUGUUGGCCUGGAUGAAUAUAGUUUCCAGCCCCGGAAGCUGGCUUGUCUCGACGAUUUCGUCGGCGGUCCGGCGUGGAUCUUGGGACAAGGUACUAAGAAAGAGCAGCAGCAGCAAGAAGGAAUGAAACUUUCGAUCACCAUUCAAGACCUUCAAGAGCUGUGGGGCCCUGUGUCGCUGCUUGGGGACCAGCUCGUACACCCCCUUAUCCACUGGACAACCGAGGUUCCAGAAUGCCUCACCGAGAAGAGUUCAGAAGUGCCAAUCCUACUCAGCAAUACAUCCAGGAUCUUAAUCGGGACGACCAGUGAGACCAAGGUCGGCCUUGUUGUCAAUCAAAAGUGCAAGUCGUCAAUCGCGACCAUUCAUCAGCAGAUUGCCUGUCGGCUCCUGUAUCCAGGGACAUGCAAAUCAAGCUACAUGAGUGAUGGCUAUGACGUCCAACUGGUCGGCGGCCAAUAUGUCACAGCAGGAAUAAUAAAGAAGUACAAGCGGAUCCUGAAGCGCACACUCAAGGCAAUGCUCAUUGAAGAUUGUGCGAAGCCAGGCACAGGACUGGUACCCCUUCUCAAUCUCCGCGUGGGAUUGGAAGUGAUUGCAUGCACCGGCAACGCCCAGCGAGUGACGCUGUGGGAUGCACUCCGCCUCUCUCAGGCAAGUAUCGAGUCCACCGAUGAUCCCAUGUAUUGCGCGCACGAGAUCGGCGAUAGACUCUGCAUCAGUUCAUGCUGGACUCGGUGCCGGUCUGUAGACGAUAUAGAUUGCGAUGAUAUGCCCAGGCAGGGCAAGCCCUUCAGUGGCAUUGAAUCCCGGCGUGUAAUCAUCAGCUCCAUCCUCGCACUUAAGCAUUCGGGUGUAGAUAGUGAAGGGAAUCUUCCGGUCUCCUGA
Molecule: messenger RNA, 1044 nt
Organism: Penicillium canescens
Lineage: Eukaryota; Fungi; Ascomycota; Eurotiomycetes; Eurotiales; Aspergillaceae
Exons: 2
Coding region: 1-1044 (347 amino acids)
Source: RefSeq, a predicted model, not a curated record